Pelagomonas calceolata is the source of this 5496-nucleotide messenger RNA. The record is from the annotation of a GenBank genome assembly. NCBI's taxonomy places the organism in Eukaryota, Pelagophyceae, Pelagomonadales, Pelagomonadaceae.
AUGGAGAGCCUUACGGCCGAGGCCGGCGCGCCCGCCGCGGCGGUGCCCGAUGACCGCUGCCGGCCCCCGCCGCAAGCCUCCGGUGCUUUGCUGGACGAGGCGGAGGCGGCUGCGGCGCCGUACCCGUGCGGCUACUGCGGCGCGUUCCACGGCAGCGAGACCGGCUACUGCGCCGCGUGCUCCAGGAGCUGGCUCAAGCCCGAGAUCGCCGCGCGGGCCGCGCGGUUCCAGCGGCGGGCGUACCUCGCGCUCGUGACGAUGAUGAUGAGCUACUUCGAAACGGACGACAAGGCCGUGCUCUCGGUGUUCUGCGGCUCGAUCGGGCUCGUCGUGUUCUUCUGGUUCCUCACCAAAAGCGUCGCGACGGCCGCGCCGGAGUGGAUCGCGCCCCUCGUCAUCUUAUCCCUGGCGGCGGUGUACAUGAUCCCGACGAUGCGGCGCAUGGUCGUGCUCAUCGAGGACGUCGACGAAAUCAGUGCGCUCUUCGAACGCACAUGGCGGGAGCACGAAAACGACGAAAAGAAGGGCCCGGCGCCAGCCAAACUAGCCGGCGAAUUGAGCCAGCCGACGGCCGACCUGCACCGGCUCUACGUGCUGGCGCGCGCGCGCGUCGGAGGCUUCGAAGUGGACGUCGUUGAGCGCCUGGCGCGCGCGGGCAAGACGCCGGCGGAGUCGUCGCGCAACACGCGCGGUCCGCAGAUUAAGGGCCUCCUCCGGGCGCGCGAGAAGAUCGCGAUGGACUACGGCGGCGACGUGAGCCGCCUACGAGACAUCCUUCGCGCCUCGAUCGUCUGCGAGACGGUGGACGAGUUGCGGACGCUCGGCGACGAGCUCGCGGCCCUCGAGACGGCCGGGACCAUCCGCGUCGUCCAGGUCAAGAAUCGUUUCGUGGGCGCACCGACGCCUUCAGGCUAUCGCGACGUCAACGUGAGCACGAUCUAUCACGGGCUCCUCUGCGAGAUCCAGAUCCAUCUCGAGCCAAUCCUGGCCAUCGCGGACCAGCAGCACGUCGCCUACGAAGCCGCGCGGGAGCUGGAUCUCAUGGGGGCCCUGGAGAAACCCACCGAGGCGACGCACGAGACCUCGAGCCGCCCUCUCCGCUGGGGCUACGUCGCGGCGCGACUCGUGCCCGCGGUGCUGAGCGUGGUCAUCGGGUGGCUCUACGUCGACGCGUUCGUGCUCAAGGGCGCCGACUCGCUGGUGGCGCGCGCGAUGUUGCUGCCGACGCGGGGCUUCUCAAGGCCCUACGUCGUCCUGCGUCUGUACGGCCUGGCGCUGGCGGCGCCGUACGCGGCGAACACGUUUCUGUUGCUCCGAGCGGCGGGAUGCUUCGGCGAGCGAGCGCGGUGCCAGCGGCGCGGGAAGACGCGAGUCGCGCUGCUGUACGAGCGCUACUUUGGGUACGAGGGCACGUACUUCGUGUGGAAGGUGUUCUGGUUUCAAAUUUUCGAAGUCGUCCUGCAGGCGUACGGAAAGGUCCCACUAUUCCUGACCUACAUGAACCCGUUCGAGGGUCUCAAGCGCGGCCGCGACGAGGUUUCGGUAGGCGAUUCGGCGCGCGACCUCUCUGACAGUCGAAGCGGGCUGCACAUUUUCGUCGUCGUGUUUUUCUGCGCGCUGCUGUUCAACGUCCUGUAUCCGACGUUUCUGCUGCGGAGCCGCGACGUGAGGUAUCAGCGCAAUUUUUCCUUCGUGGCCGACACGGUCCUCGAUUUGGUCUAUGCGUGCGUUCCCUUUGUGUUCCUCGUUCUGGGCGUUCGAUCGCAACAGAUGAUCAUCCCGCACGACCCCCUCGAGUACACGUCGAAUUUGCUGCCAAUGCUACACACGCACUUUGUGAUUUCAACACUGGAAGCGGCCGCCGACGAGUCCCGCGCGCUCCGCAAAGUCGCGCCCCGCCCGCCCGAGGCCGACCUCGACGAGAAAUCCGCCGAGCCCUCGCCCAGCAGCACCGCGAAGUACGGGACUUGUCCGGGCGAAGCGCUCUACGGCGCGCUCGUCGCUUCGUGCCUCGUGCUGUGGUUCCUCGCGUUUUUUGCGGUGUCGUUCAAAAAUCAGCUCAUAUUCGCGGCCGCGUUUGUGCUUGCGAGCCUGUUGCUCCCUCUCGCGGCGCGCCACGCCGGCCGUCCCCGCUUCUCGGUGUGGGAGCCCGCGGUGUUAUGUUCCGGCUUCUACCUGUUGUUCUGCUUAAGCUCGAAAUUCCAAAGCCACAUCCUGAUGAACAUGGCUCUCGCAUUCCACGGCGCACUCGUCUUGUUCGCGGCGCCCGACGAAGCGAGUCGCGGUCUCCCGGACACACGCGCGAGCGCGGCGACGAAGGCGAACCGUUUGCCGCGCUGGGGCUCGGUUCUAUACUUCUGCGUAACGGGCGGCUUCCUUGCCGCGGUCGUCGCGGUUUACACGCUGGGUGGAACCUUAGUCUCGACCUGCAUGCCGUGCGAAUGCACACAGGACGGGAUCCUCUCCAGCUGCGAGGUCUUCCGACACGCGGAGUCGUUGCGAAUGACGCGCGGUCUGAACGCGCCGCCCUUUGCGGACUACCUGGACCUCGCCAACAAAGGCAUCAAAGAAAUAAAGCCCGGCUCGUUUUUGGGUCUUUCGUCGGUGAAGGAACUCAGCCUCGAAGGCAACAAGAUUAAGGUACUGAAGGCAGAAACCUUCGAGGGUCUGGCCUCAUGUAAAGUGUUGACCCUCACGGACAAUCCACUGCGUGAAAUCUCGGCCGGCGCCUUUCGGGGCCUUGGGAAGCUCGAGCAGCUAAACCUCGCCGGAUACGGAUUCACGAGUCUGCGGCCGGGGACCUUCGACGGGCUCGGCGCCCUCGAGACGCUCGAUCUCAGUCGCAACAGCCUCACUCGCAUCGAGGUCGAUACAUUCCGUGGCCUCGAUCGCCUGACCUGGCUGUCUCUCUACCGGAAUUUGUUGCGGCAUUUCGACGGCGCGUUCCGGGACCUCGGCCGCCUUUCGAGGCUCGACCUGUCGGAGAACGCAGCUGUCCAUCUCAACACGAGCAGCUUCUCGGGCCUGACGUCGCUGGCACAAAUCGAUCUCGUCGAUAAUCCGGUCCAAAGCGUGGGUUGCGGCACGCUGAACGUCUCGGGCGCCGAUCUCACGGUCAGGUGGCUCGAGGAGUGCAACGAGGACUUUGACGGCGGGACGGUCGUGGCUCCGGCGGGCACAACCUACUGGGGCUUUGGCAAGGGACGAUGCAAGUCCGAUUUGAACAAACGCGCGGGGUGCGCAAAAUCGCCCGGAGAUUGUUGGACCCUGUGCCAGAAUACUAUCGGAAGUGGCCUCGUCGCCGUCGAUUGGAUGGAGAACGGCGAGUGCACCUGUCAGGACGAAUGUAGGUACAUGUCGGACGUCGGGUGGUGUUCCAACAACACGCACGUUAUCACGAGCUUAGGUACCGUGCUCCCGGACCUUGGAGCCGAGGAAUGUCCGACGGCAGCGCCGACCUUGGCGCCGACGGUGGCCUUGACUAGUGCCGGGUCUUGCUUUAGCACAACCACGUUUCUGGUUACGUGUGACGUGGACUAUUAUACAUGUGCCGGGAUGGGGGCUUAUUGGUACCAGCCAGGAUUUGUGUCUUUUGGUUCCGGUUGCUGCCACUGCAAGGGAAGCUGCGACCAUACGCUGGAAACCUCUGCUUUGUCGUGUGAUGAAGCUUAUUAUGAACCGGAGCAGGCAUUUACUUGUGACAUUUGCCAGGGCCGUAGUGUAAAGGCCAACGCCGCUGCGGGUCACCACUGCAAAGACGGCAAUGGCACAAUAAUUGGCGACAGCAUGGACAAAAUAGGCUCCGGCACAUAUGAUUCGAUUACUUGGGCGUAUGAGUUCAUAUUAAUACUGACCAAGAACACGGAAGCCGAAUGCCUCCAGGAUGAUCCUUCGAAUGUUUGGGAACCAUACACGUGCGAACAGAAGGCGGGGUUCUGGGCAAACUCGACUGAAAUUCGCGAAGCCGGACUACACGAAGGUGAUCUGUGGUGUCCCCAUUUGCAAGAGUUCUGGAUGAACCAGACCUUGAGUGACUGCUGCUUAAGCGAGGAAGAGGAAGAUGUCAAUACGGACGCGGCGUUUUGCGCCGAAUACGAACACGUGCAGGCCGGGUUACGGCCGUGCAGCUACUACUGGGAACCGAAUAAAUGCCAACUAGUUGGCGAGACGAAUCUUACGCAAGCUGAGAUCACGGACUCGUGGGGUAACAAACUUGGUUACGAAUACACCGUUACCGGCUCGUACGAAGCUCGUUACAGGUAUUAUGAAAAUAAUUGGGACUAUGACGGUACAUGGGACGAUGCGCAGAGGUACUGCGAACGUAUGGGCGCAUCGAUCGUUGCGAUUAGCUCGGAGGAGGAGAGCCAGGUCAUUAAUACCAUCGUGGGGUACGACACAGACAUAUGGAUCGGCUACCGCGCCGCUGCUAGUAGUUCGACGUGGGAGUGGGCAUCUGGCGAAAGAUCUGAUUUCACGGUGUGGCGCGCGGGCGAGCCCAAGGCCGAGGCUCGGACGGUUCCACGUUGCGCCUAUGUCACCACCGACGAUGAGUCUCGCUCCUACACGACGCGAGAAUGGCGGGAGGCCGAUUGUAACUUUACUACGAUGAGGAAAGGAUGGGAAACACCGUUGCUCUGCGAACUCGGAACGGAUAUAGCGGAGUGGCCGACGCCGGGCCCGACACAAAAGCCCACCGACGCGCCGACGCUGAAGCCAAGCUUCACACAAAUGCCGACGGUGACGCCCGUGCCAACGCAGAGCGUCGAGUCCCGUCGUUCGCACGCGCUAUGCUUCGAGACGUGCGUUCUCACCGACGCCGUGGGUGAGAUGGACGCGACGCGACACAACGGGCUUACCUGCGACCCGGGCGUGGGCCUCGUCUUCGACGGCGAAGAUGACUUUGCGGAGCUGGCGCCAGUCGAGCUCGGGGGCGGAGAUUUCACUAUCGCGCUAUGGGUGGCGCCAGACCCCGGUCAGAACAACGACGCCUGGAAGACGCUCGUCACGUUCGGCAACGGCUCACGAACACAGGACUUGCAGGAUAGUGUCUCGUAUCGUCCACCUCACAUCACAAUCGAAUCAAAGGGUAACACGGGCAUUUCGUGGUCCUCCGAGGACGAACUGUGGAGCGGAGUAGGAGACCUUGUGGAGCCCACCGAGGACGCAAACACAGCAGACCUGCAUAUCGUGGUCACGAUCAGGAAUUAUGAAAGCGGGGGUAGUCACUCAGCAGUGUACAGGAAUGGUGAAUCAGUAUCGUCUAGUGACUCUAGUUCGGAUACUGUGGAGAAGGCAGAUCGUCCCCGAAGCUACCUCGGCGGCAUGGCCGAAGGAGCGACCGAUGUUCCAGAUUGGUCGAGUAUUGCUUCGGGACGCCCGACAAAACCCUACGACGCGUACUUCAAAGGAAGCAUCGCGUCCCUGACGAUAUGGAACGGCGCCGCUUUAAGCCAAGAUGAGGUCAAGCGUCUCUACGACGGGCCGCGCUGCCCGUGA